AUGAAAUCCCAUAGCCUCAACGCACAAGAGCAACGGGCUCGCUCUCUCCGCCGUACCCUCGCUGAGCGGCAAAUCGUGGAAGACAAUGCAGUCGCACCGCCACCAUCAUCAUCCACGACAUCGCAAACAGCAGGGCGCGAUAGCAGCACGUCACCAGCGGCGGAUCAUCGCCCAGAUAGACCUCCAAGUCCUCAAGUCCCAGCUCAGGCCCAGCCUACGUGCCCCUACGCCGGGGGGACAUUCAUAAUCCGGCACAUCAAAACAGGCCGAGUGAUCUCGCUGCAAGACGGCAUGCUCAGACUCCACGACGCAGGGAAAGCUCAUGAUGGUGGAAGCCAUUGGCGUUGCAUCGAGAGUCCGGAUCUAUGGCUCGAGUUCAGGAACGCCGUGUCUGCCAGGUUUAUCGAGACUGAUUGGUGGCAACAGCGACAAUUUGGCGCCACUGGUAUAUUGCACAGUGACGACGCCAAGUUCUGUGUGCGGCCGCACCCGGGUGGCGGGUAUCGCAUGCUUGUCAAGUACGAGACUGGGUUUAGGCCUAUGCUUACAGGUGGCAAUUUGGGGGAUCGGCUUGUUGUUGCCGAGGUCGGUGUUUUUGGGUCAUUGUGGGAGUUUCUCGAGGUCUGA
Molecule: messenger RNA, 627 nt
Organism: Aspergillus mulundensis
Lineage: Eukaryota; Fungi; Ascomycota; Eurotiomycetes; Eurotiales; Aspergillaceae
Exons: 1
Coding region: 1-627 (208 amino acids)
Source: RefSeq, a predicted model, not a curated record